GUAUACUGUACUGUAGAUGCAAAGCUGUUCACACAUCAGAGGGAAAUUCUUACAGAAAUAGAGUAGAGGUUCACACUGUGUGUUCCAGUUUUCAAGAAGCUUGAAUUUCUCCAGGAUGGUCUGGCCCACUUGGAAUUCCUGUGUGAUCUCUGCAGGGCUGUGGGCCUGUGUUCUUUUACUGAUGUCCCUUUGUGCCUUCAGUGAUUCCCCAGACCUCUGUAAUGCGGUUGCCACUUCCUGUGAAAGCAUGACAACUGGCCCAAUUACAUCACAGUGUGAUACUAUUGCAGAAGAAAUGCAUUGUGAUAUCCUUAAAGAUUGUAAAGGUGAAAAAUGUCCUUCAUGUGGCUGCAGUGCCAACAAGGUUUCUGAAAGAUCUAACAAUGGUGAAGAAAAAGCAUGUUGUCAGGUUGAAUGUAACAGAACAUACUAUGAAGUUCAAUGGAGUAAAAAAUCUACAGAGUCUAAGAUAGAUUGUUGUUGUUUUGUUAAAGAAGUACCCGUAACAAAUAAUACUUUUACAAGCACUGCAGAAACAGCCCCAAAAGUAACUGAUGCAGAUAAGUCAGGAAGCAACUGUACUUGUGCAUUGCUUGAAGGGAAAAAAAAAUUGGUUUCACUUGAACAAAUGGCAAAAAACAAAUGUAAAACUACUGACGUGAGGGAUUGUAAAGCCUACUCCUCUGUAUUACAAAGUGUUAAAAACAUAAUUGAGGAUACAGAAGGGUUUAAUGGUCCAACAAAGGAGAUUACUUCUAAAGGCAUGAAGGGACUUGUGAUGAAAUACAACGAACAUAACUUUACAGACAUCCACCUUGCAUUACCAUCUUUAGGAGCCACAAAGAAAGAUACAGAUACUAUAAUGGUCAAAAUUUCCAAUGAAGCUUUACAGAAGGCUAUUGGAAGAAAUGGAUCCGGGCAAGCUGGCGCUGUUAUGUUUAACGAAAGCAUAUUUCCGGACAUGCAGAACAGUUCACUCCUCUCAGAUGAGGUGAUUGCAAUCGAACUGGGGAGUCCAAUCUCUGAUCUCACUGACAACAUAACAAUAACCUUUUAUCAUGCAGACACUUUGCAGGACCGAAAAUGCGUAUUCUGGGACGUGAUCUUGAAUGGAAGUAAUGCAAUCUGGAAUGAAUCUGGGUGCCAGACUGUUAGUGGAACAAACCAAACAGUGUGUAGCUGCAAUCACCUCACAUUCUUUGCUGUGUUAACGAACCCUAAUAACGUUACCCUGAGCGACAGCACCUUGAAAGCAUUGACGUACAUCUCCUACAUCGGCUGUGGGGUGUCACUCUUUUUUUUGGGAGUCACCCUGUUCAUGUACAUCAUGCUAAGGAAAAAGAAAUCUGACCACUCCACCACAAUCCAUCAGAGCCUGAGCUCUGCGCUGUUCUUGCUGAACCUCACCUUCCUCCUGAACGAGUGGCUGGCGUCCUAUAAUAACAAUGAGCUCUGUCAGUUCAUUGCCGCCCUCAUGCACUACUCCCUGCUCUGCACCUUCACCUGGUUUGGAAUUGAAGCUUUCCAUCUCUACCUGCUGAUGAUCAAGGUCUUCAACACCUAUAUAAAGCAUUACAGGAAGAAGCUGAGCCUCGCUGGCUGGGGAAUCCCAGCUGUAGCUGUCAUUGUGUGUUUAAGUUUGAAGAAGUAUGGGAAUUAUAAAAUAUACACGGAAAAGGGGUCUGUUUCAAUAUGCUGGCUGACAGAUCCUGCAGUCCUUUAUGUUACCAUCGCCUACUAUGCACUGCUGUUUCUGUGCAGCAUGGUGAUUUUCUCAGUGGUGGCAGUGAAGAUAGUCCAGCUUGGAAAGUCUGGCUCCGGCCACUUAGAAAAGGGGAGCACCAGAAGGAAUGUCUGCACACUGCUGGGGCUCUGUUGUCUGCUGGGAUUAACGUGGGGGAUCAUGUUCUUCAACUUCGGGCCCCUCGAAGAGCCGGCGCUUUAUGCAUUUAGUAUCCUGAAUUCCUUGCAUGGUUUCUUUGUGUUUCUGAGAUACUACGCCUUGAGCAAGACUCGCUCUUCUGAAUCAAUGACUAGCAGUACCAUUGAUUGAAUCACCAAGAAUAGGAAGCCACGGUCUCUCUUCGUAGUUCCUGCUCAAAUUAACUGAAAUGAAGCAUCUUUGUUAUUUGUUUUGUUUUGAUUAGUUUUGUUUUUAAAUGUAGUUAGCUAACACAUAAAAUAAUUGUAGAUUGUAGGACAUGAUAUUUGAACUUUUAUAAUAUUUCAGGAGUUAAAGCUUUGUGGAUUCAAAUUAUUGUUUUAUUAGACUAAACAUGCAGAUGCAAAAUUUUCUUGGUAUCACAAAUGUAGGAGUUGAAAGUAAUUAAAUUCAUCUGAAAUGUUUUUAUUUUUACUGCAGCAGGGUGAGUGGUUCAAUAUCCUGGUAAUAUGUUAAUUUAAAAAAAAAAACUUAUGCAUGAUCUGUAAAUAGUGUAUGUAGUACUGACAAACAUUUUGACGAGUUUUGUCAAGUUUCUUUUGGUAUACAUACAUAAUUAUUUUGGUAUCAAUACAUAUUACA
Messenger RNA from Acipenser ruthenus (sterlet), 2524 nucleotides. Its product is annotated as adhesion G protein-coupled receptor G3-like. Gene Ontology annotation, cellular component: membrane. Bases 116 to 2053 code for a protein of 645 amino acids. NCBI's taxonomy places the organism in Eukaryota, Metazoa, Chordata, Actinopteri, Acipenseriformes, Acipenseridae. The record is from RefSeq and is a predicted model, not a curated record. Gene Ontology annotation, molecular function: G protein-coupled receptor activity. The transcript has 17 exons. Gene Ontology annotation, biological process: adenylate cyclase-activating G protein-coupled receptor signaling pathway; cell surface receptor signaling pathway.